This is a messenger RNA of Effrenium voratum, 1271 nucleotides long. The record is from the annotation of a GenBank genome assembly. Lineage: Eukaryota; Dinophyceae; Suessiales; Symbiodiniaceae.
CUUGUGAGCCUUGAGCCAUGGUCGGAGAUGGCGCGCACCUUGACGCACUCACCCGACGUAUGCGCUUGGCGACACCUGCCGCCAUUGCGGGCAGAGUUGUGAGGCACUGAUGCUCAGCACGCGGCAGGCGGAGUUGCUAAUGGAGAAGCUUCGCUCGGCAGAGGCCGCCCUGGAUGAUGAGCGCCAGCUGAGCACUCGAGAGCGGGAGGUGCUGGCUGAGCGCUUGCGCUUUGCGGAGGCGGAAGAUGAGGCCGCGCGCGAGCGCCUGGCCCGCGCCUUGUCUUCGCUCCGCAGCCGGGGGAGGGAAGGCACGGAGGAGGCGGCGGCACAGCAGAGCUUCAUGGAGGACCGCUUUCAGAGGUUGCAUGAAGAGUGCAGUCACUUCCAGGUGGCGUAUUCCGGCUCUGAGCAGCGGUUGCAAGCGGUUGAGCAUGCGCAAGAGGAGGCGGAGAAGGCUCGAAGCGUUGCUGAGCACGAGGUGGCCAGCCUGUUGUUCGUGCAGCGGGAGCAGAACGCCCAACUGGCCUUGGUGGGCGCGGAGAGACAGAGGCUGACGCAGGAGCUGGCGCAGCUGCAAGGAGUUCCUUCGGAGAGUGAGCGGAAGCUCCGGGAGGAGCUGAGGGAGCUGAGUGAGCGUGCCUCCCACUGGCGCUCCAAAGCUGAAGCGGAGACGGAGGAGAAGGAGAAAGUCGCAAAAGCGCUGACUGCCGCACGGAAAGAGCAGGAUGAACGCGUGGGCCAGCUCAGCGACGAGAUGUCUGCCCUUCGCCAGGUGGAUCGUGGCCGUCAACAGGCACUGGACAGGCCGCCGACAUUUCGCGAGGAGGUCCCCGGUUCGGCAGUGCGGGAACCCGUGAGUUCGCUGGACAGGAGUGAUGAGGGCUGGCGGCGCGCCUCGCCACAUGCUCGGCGAGCGCAGGAUCUGCGUCAGGAGAUGACGAGCUGGCUGAAGGGUGAGAGCACUGAGACCCCUCAGUGGCGGAGGGCGAUGUCUCCCCGGAGUGAGCUGGCCAGGUCGCAGUCACCGAAAUUGGCUGCCUCAACUCGCGCCCACGAGGAGAGCGCCCUCUCGAUGCUGGAGUUGCGGUGCCAGGAGCUGCAGUCGCGGCUUGAGCGGGCACUGUUGGAUGGUGCUGCCUCCAGGCAGAGAGCCUUGGAGCUCGAGCUGCAGCUGGAGUGCGAGAUGGGGGAUUCACGCGCUCGCAUGCUGGCAAAAGCACCUGAGCCUGUGGAGUAGGGCCCCGAGCUUGCGAACCCAAAAAGCGGGUCCC